GGCUGCCAUGUCAGUCACACUGUGCGCUGCUCCCGUUGGUGGAAAGACUCCCCGGCUGUGGUGCUGCCCACUCCCGUGCUGCGAUCCAGGCGCGUGACGUCUCAGACAUUUGUUGUUUGGGUUUGGGCCUUAUUAAUUAUUCAUGAGGUGCUUUGAAGGGCUGCAAUGAUUGGUGGCUGAGAAGCCUGAUCGAUUGUUUCUUAGCUAGAGAUACGUGUCUUUCUCUACGCGGCCGGAAAAGUUUUGCAUAAAUUAUUCCGAUGAAGGGAGGGGCGGGGCCACGCAUAGAUUAGGCAAAUGAGCCGGGGAGGGAUGGGAGGCCGGCUACGAAUUAGCCUAAGUUAUUAAAGAUGGCGGCGGAGCGGAGUCGCUCCCCGAUGGACUCGCCGGUCCCGGCCUCUAUGUUUGCCCCCGAGCCCAACUCCCCGGGGGCGGCCAGGGCCGCGGCGGCUGCCUCCCGGCUUCACAGCGGCUUCGACUCGGACUGCAGCGAGGACUGCGAGGCGCUCAACGGCGAGCCGGAGCUGGACCUCACCAGCAAGCUGGUCCUAGUGAGCCCUACGUCAGAGCAGUAUGACAGCCUACUUCGGCAGAUGUGGGAGAGGAUGGACGAGGGAUGCGGAGAGACCAUAUAUGUCAUUGGGCAGGGAUCAGAUGGGACUGAGUACGGGCUGAGUGAAGCUGACAUGGAGGCCUCCUACGCUACAGUGAAGAGCAUGGCAGAACAGAUAGAGGCCGAUGUCAUCCUCCUGCGGGAUCGGCAAGAAGCUGGGGGUCGUGUGCGUGAUUACCUGGUCCGGAAACGAGUAGGAGACAAUGACUUCCUGGAGGUCAGGGUAGCAGUAGUGGGCAACGUGGACGCUGGCAAAAGCACACUUCUGGGGGUCCUGACACACGGGGAGCUGGACAAUGGCCGAGGCUUUGCCCGCCAGAAGCUCUUCCGCCACAAACAUGAGAUUGAAUCUGGUCGCACCAGCAGCGUGGGCAACGACAUUCUGGGCUUUGACAGUGAAGGCAACGUGGUGAAUAAGCCAGAUAGCCAUGGCGGCAGCCUGGAGUGGACAAAGAUUUGUGAGAAGUCCACUAAGGUGAUUACCUUCAUCGACUUGGCGGGCCACGAGAAAUACCUGAAGACCACUGUGUUUGGCAUGACGGGCCACUUGCCCGACUUCUGCAUGCUCAUGGUGGGCAGCAAUGCCGGCAUCGUGGGGAUGACCAAGGAGCACCUGGGUUUGGCAUUGGCACUCAAUGUGCCUGUUUUUGUGGUAGUCACCAAGAUUGACAUGUGUCCUGCCAACAUCCUGCAAGAAACCUUGAAGCUGUUGCAGCGCCUGCUGAAGUCGCCCGGCUGCCGGAAGAUCCCUGUGCUGGUGCAGAGCAAGGAUGACGUGAUCGUCACGGCCUCCAACUUCAGCUCUGAGAGGAUGUGCCCGAUAUUCCAGAUCUCCAAUGUUACUGGCGAGAACUUAGAUCUGCUGAAGAUGUUCCUCAACCUGCUCUCCCCCCGUACCAGCUACCGGGAGGAGGAGCCUGCUGAGUUCCAGAUUGAUGACACCUACUCUGUACCGGGUGUGGGGACAGUGGUGUCGGGGACAACACUGAGGGGCCUGAUUAAGCUGAAUGACACACUGCUGCUGGGUCCAGAUCCUUUGGGUAACUUCCUGUCCAUCGCUGUCAAAUCGAUCCAUCGAAAGCGCAUGCCUGUCAAGGAGGUGCGGGGGGGCCAGACAGCCUCCUUUGCACUGAAGAAGAUUAAGCGCUCCUCUAUCCGGAAGGGCAUGGUGAUGGUUUCCCCGCGCUUGAAUCCUCAAGCAUCCUGGGAGUUUGAGGCUGAGAUCCUCGUCCUCCACCACCCCACCACGAUUAGCCCGCGCUACCAGGCCAUGGUGCACUGUGGGAGCAUCAGGCAGACGGCCACCAUUCUGAGUAUGGACAAGGAUUGUCUGCGCACUGGGGACAAGGCCACUGUGCACUUCCGCUUCAUUAAGACCCCUGAGUACCUACACAUAGACCAGCGGCUGGUGUUCCGGGAAGGCCGCACCAAGGCCGUGGGCACCAUCACCAAGCUCCUCCAGACUACCAACAACUCCCCCAUGAACUCCAAGCCUCAGCAGAUUAAAAUGCAGUCAACGAAAAAAGGCCCCCUGAGCAAACGAGAAGACGGGGGUCUGUCUGGAGGGUCGGCAGUAGGGGUGCCCCCACCUGGAGAUGAAGGUUGCUCCCUAGGGGCUGCGCCGUCAGCUGCACCCAGCAGUCUCCAGCCAAUGCCCAAGCCCAGCAGUGGGGGCCGGCGACGAGGGGGCCAGCGUCACAAAGUGAAGUCCCAGGGGGCCUGCGUGACUCCUGCCAGUGGCUGCUGAAUUUCCCCCACCCCCAUGGGAUCCUCAUACUCUGGCCACCGCUCCACCAGAUGGGCCAGAGCUGCUCUGACCGCCACCCACCUUCCCCCCAGGCCACAGCCGGAGCCUCAUCAUUCCCCCACCCCCCGUUUCCAGGGGCGUUGUAAUUUAUAAGCUGAGGAAGGUGGCCAGACUUCCGGAGGACUGACCAUCUCCCGCCCUCUUGCCCGCCUUCUCUCUCACCCCCAGUUUUUGUACAUCUGGGCCCUUAGUUUUUAUUCUUUUUAUUAUACCUCUCUCUAAUUGUGUGUGUGCGUGUAUGUGUUGUGCAGGAGUGUGGCCAGUCAGGGACAGUCUUUCUCCUUUCCUCUGCCAUGGCUGGCCACCAGCCUCCAGGAGUUGGCUGCCUGCCCAUUUGUCCGUCCGUCCGUGUGUCUCUGUGAGAACCUGUAGGGGCUGUCAGGAGCUGAAGGGUGUCCUUCCUCCCUGCGCUCUUCUGCACCCAGAGCCCCUCUGUGGAGCUGGCCUCAGGGCUGGGGGGGUUCCAGGUGUAAGUGCUGCUGCUGCCAGCUCAGGGAGCCCUCCUGGGACUGGGGCCUUCUGGGGGGGGGUGUAGUGCUGACUUCCUCUUUUCUCUCCCUUUUUCUCCUUAAACCCCAAAACAAGUAAUGCCAAAAGCUCUUAAAUUGUAGCCUGUAGGUGUGUGUGGGGGGGAGAGGUGAUUGGAUUGUAGGGCCCUCCCUGCCCCUAACUCCGACCUUUGCCACUCACCCAGAGACAGCUGGUGGCUUUUCUUUCCCCUUGGAGACAAUCCUGUGUUUGCCUGGCUGGCACCUGCUUUGUGAUUCUGCUGAGCUGGAGGCUCUUGCCUUGUCUAGGAGCCGCCUCCUGCUUGGCCUUUGAAUCUUGUUGGGUGUCAGGACACUGAUGACCUAUACUGGGGUCUGCCUGCUCAAGGUCAUGCUCAUGAGCACUCCCUGUUGGUGGGGUGCAGGUGUUCCUCUGAGCCAGGCGGGGACCGGACCCCCUCCUGCCCCCCACACCCCUACCACAUCGCCCCAACAUGGCUGCUACAGUGAAGGGCCUGAGCCCUGGAAGCCCAGUCGGGGUGCAGGGAGAACAGGGAGAGGGCAGUAAAAAGGACUCUUCCAGGCCCAGCACUAAGCUGAGCAUUAAGCCCUCUGGAAGAAUCGCUGCCUGGGGAGGGGGUGGGGGCGGGAUUGCCCAGGCCAGAGAUGGCAGCGUGGGCCCUGAGCCCCCUGGUCUGGAGCCCUCUGAUUAGGGUGGACUGAUGGGCAGACCCCCAGCGGGCUGGGCCCUUCCUCAGCCUUGCUCCCCUCUUGUCCCCAACCCCUCUCCUGAUGUCCUGCUCCUGGACUGCUGGUCUCUUCACUUUGCCUUCCAGCUAUUUCUAGUUACCACUGACCCGUGGCCUGACCAGACCAGCACACAAAAUAGAAGUUUGUUCCAAGUUGACAGUGUCUUGUUCCCUGUCUAGCCCCUCCAGGUGGAGGUGCUGUCACCGGGAACACAGUUGCCCUAGAGCCCCUGUCCUCAGAGCAGGAGGGAGGAGGGGAGCCCAGCCUCUCCUAGCGGAGGCGUGGCUUCCAUGCCCAGGCUCCUCCCCGGGCCCUUACCCAGGACAAGCUGCCAGCCUUCUCUGAACUUCAGUUUCCUCAUCUACAGCAAGAGGUAACCGCCUGCAUGGAGGAGGGGGUUGGGGGGUGAGGACUUAGGACGUAUGUGAGGCCCUGAGGGCCCAGCACGUGGGGGGUACCCGGUGGCUGGCCAUGCUACUCACUACCCGCUUUUACUCCCAAGUCCAUAGCAGAGGCCAUAAGCUGGGGGACGGGCUCGAAAGGAGAAAUGUAGCAUUGGCACGUCACUGCUGUGUGGCUGGGGCCGUGAUGGGUGUCUCACUCGCUUCAUGUUCUUUAAUGUCCGCAGCUGCUGUCUGUGAGGGAGGGGGCGGUGGUUUCAUUUUUCUGUGUCAGGAACCUGAAGCUCAGAGGAGCAGGGCCACCAGCAGGCGCAUCUGCGCACGCAGCAGCCCUCACCCCCAGCCGCUCCGGGGCCGCUGCUCCGUGUGUCCCUCAGCCCUUCCUGCUCCUUUGUCUGCUGGCUGUUUCCCUCUUGCUUCUUCACUCCGGUUCCACUUCCAGGGGCCGCUACCCCCUGGCGCCUUCAUAAUGGGAGGGCUCCGGCGUUGAGGGCCCCCGUGCUCUGUCCCCAUGGCAGGUGCUGUGGAAUUUGUUUCCACAGGAUUUGGCCCUGGUAGAGCCUCAGAGCAGGUGGAACCCCGCUUUGUUUGAAGUCUCCGGCCCCUGUGAGCAUAACCACUUCCUUUCCAUUUGGAAGCUGUGGCCUCUACUCUGGCCUCUGCCCUCAGACACUCAGGAGGUUGGUCUGGAUUUCUGGUCACUAGGCCCACACCGCUAGCAGGGGGCUGACUGAAUGCAGCAUUUUAUCGUCAUCAGCAGGGAGUACAAAGGUCCCCUAUGGGUCUCAGACCUACCAACGAUCCAUUUGGAACAAGAACACCAGCCCUUUUGUAGUUGAUAAAGAAUAAAGUUGUUAAUCUGAUCAUCUCGAA
Pteropus alecto (black flying fox) is the source of this 4932-nucleotide messenger RNA. RefSeq names its product GTP binding protein 1 (gene GTPBP1). The transcript has 12 exons. Gene Ontology annotation, biological process: translational elongation. Bases 351 to 2360 code for a protein of 669 amino acids. The record is from RefSeq and is a predicted model, not a curated record. NCBI's taxonomy places the organism in Eukaryota, Metazoa, Chordata, Mammalia, Chiroptera, Pteropodidae. Gene Ontology annotation, molecular function: GTPase activity; translation elongation factor activity; GTP binding.